Molecule: messenger RNA, 663 nt
Organism: Paracoccidioides lutzii Pb01
Exons: 2
Coding region: 1-663 (220 amino acids)
Biological process (GO): reciprocal meiotic recombination
Molecular function (GO): double-stranded DNA binding
Source: RefSeq, a predicted model, not a curated record
AUGGCUCCCUCGAAAUCACUCACUCCCGCAGCAAAACAACAACUGAUACUCAACCAUCUCCACGCAUCACGCACAUGCCACACACUCAAAGACCUUGAGAAAUGUCUCCCUGCGGUCGCAUCCAUAAAUGGCAUGCAGGUGAAAGACUAUAUCCAAGCCCUGACAGACGAUGGAAAGCUGCACGUGGAGAAAAUCGGAAGUGGCAAUUGGUAUUGGGCCUGGGCGGGUGAGGAGCAAAAGGAGAGGGAGAAGGUAAAGAAUAGUCUCGUGAAAGAGCUCGAGAAGUUGGAGAAGGUCGUAUUGGAGCUGGAAGAGCGGAAGGCCGCCGCUCUGACUGAGAUUGAGAAUAGUGGAGGGGAUGAAGAGCAUGAGAGGGGAGCAUUGUUGGCUAGGAAAGCGCAGGGGGAAGCAGAGGUGAUGAUGUUGAAGAUAGAGGAGGAGAGUUAUCUGGACGGGGGAGCUGGUGGAGGCAUUGAAAGGAAAGAGGAGGAUAUAAAAAGGUGGAAGGGAGAGGCCGAGAUGUGGACGGAUAAUAUCUAUGUACUAGAAGAGUAUCUCAGGAAGAUUGCUGGAGGCGAUAGAGAGACCGUGGAGGCUGUAAAGCGGGAGUGUUAUGGUGAGGAGUACGUGGAAGGGGAAGGAUUGAGGGAAUUGCAGUUUUAA